CCCCGCCCCAAGGGGGUCCCAGCACAAACUUUGUCAGGUGGACCCCAGCGAUUGCCUUGCCUGGAGCGCUGCAGGGGAAAGGAGGGCUGCCCAGUUGGCCUCCCGCAAGAAUUCCUCCCGCGUCUGCCCCUCUAUCCGUGGGUCGGUGUGUCUGCAGAGCCAGCUGGAAGCCCUGGGCUCUGUGCACUGUAUGGGACACUACAUCAGACCAAUGGCGGCGGCAGCGACCUUGUCCGGCCUGGCGGUGCGAGUGCCACGGUGUGCAGUGGCCUGCGGCUACUACCGCGCCUUCUGCAAGCGGCUCACACGCACGCUGCUCAUCUUCUUCGACCUGGCCUGGCGGCUGCGCAUGAACUUUCCCUAUUUCUACGUUGUGGCCUCCGUGAUUCUCAACGUCCGCCUGCAGGUACAUAUUUAGAUUAACUAACUUUGUGGCAGUCUCGAGCUCCCCGCAGGAUGACUGACUUCCACCCACCAGCUCACCCUCCCUAGAGCAAAGCCACCAACUGGACUAGCACAUGCAGACUUUGCGGGUCUGUUUCCAGUGACUCAUCUUUUAAUAUAAAUGGGCGGCUAGAAAUCAUGAUUUACUGUGAAAGCCUUCAAUAUAACCAAAAAAGCAAAGCCUAAGAUAUAACGAAAAGUUGACUCUCAAGGAACUGGAUAAUUUAAGGAAAAGAACCUAAAAAAUAAAUGAAAAACUUUUGCAUCCAUAAAACAAAAAAUCAGCACAAACUUUAGGAAAUGACGAUGGGGACAGGAUGCCUUAAGGAAAA
Messenger RNA from Phyllostomus discolor (pale spear-nosed bat), 776 nucleotides. Its product is annotated as small integral membrane protein 10-like protein 2A. Bases 191 to 418 code for a protein of 75 amino acids. The record is from RefSeq and is a predicted model, not a curated record. Lineage: Eukaryota; Metazoa; Chordata; Mammalia; Chiroptera; Phyllostomidae. The transcript has a single exon.